ACUUUGCUUGCAGCAGAGCUGAGGCAGGCUAUUUCUUCUUAGAGGAAACACUGCAGCCUUCUGGACUGCGUCUGCCUCUCGAGGGAGAGGCUGACUGUUGUUCCACCCACAGGCUGGAAGGAGGGGGUUUGAAUGAAAGACAAGACAAGCCCUAAACACCAUGUCACUCCGAGAGGGAGACAGCAGCAACUAGGCUGGAAGGGAUUUUUUUUUCUUUCUUUCUUUCUUCCUUCCUUUCUUUUUUUUUUUUCAAAUAUUUUUUUUUUUUACCUAGUAGGGGGAGGAGAGAGGAGAAAAUUCUGAGAGACUGAGAGUAAGAAAGGAGAACAGCCAAGCCGGUCUGCAGGAAUUCUGAGUUACAGCAUACAGCUUUCUGGUUCCUGUCACAGGACUUUAUCUUCUGCACAUUCUGGAUUUAUACUACAGACAAGCUUCUUUUAGGAAUAAGGAGAUAUUAACAGAGGGAUAUCAACAGGGGAGAGGAAGGACAAGCAGCGCCUUGUGUGAUUUUAUUUUGAUACAAAUCUAGAUUUCCGAUGUCUCCCUUGUCGUAUUGGAAUGAGUGAUUGGUAAAACAUUAAAAAACAAAAACAAAAAAAACAAAAAAACAUUAAGGCUGAAAACUCCUGAAACAACAUCGUUGCUGUCAGGAAUAGUAGUUUCUGAGAAGGAAGAAGGGCCUGGGGCAUUACUCCCUGUCAACGAGUUUUCUGCAUCAGAUAUUACGAUUCCAGCUACAUGGGCAAACGCUUGGAACAGCAACCAAUGUACCCUCAGUACACUUACUACUAUCCUCACUAUCUCCAAACCAAGCAGUCCUAUGCACCAGCUCCUCAUCCGAUGGCUCCCCCCAGCCCCAGUACGAACAGUAGUAACAACAGCAGCAACAGCAGUGGAGAACAGCUGAGUAAAACAAACCUAUAUAUAAGAGGACUUCCACCUGGCACAACAGACCAAGACCUUAUUAAGCUAUGUCAACCGUAUGGGAAAAUUGUAUCGACUAAGGCAAUCCUGGACAAAAACACAAAUCAAUGCAAAGGUUAUGGAUUUGUAGAUUUUGACAGUCCUGCUGCAGCACAAAAAGCCGUCGCAUCGCUGAAAGCUACUGGUGUGCAAGCCCAAAUGGCAAAGCAACAGGAACAAGACCCAACAAAUUUGUACAUCUCAAACUUGCCAAUUUCAAUGGAUGAACAGGAACUAGAAAACAUGCUUAAGCCAUUUGGACAUGUCAUUUCUACGAGAAUAUUAAGAGAUGCAAGUGGAGUGAGUAGAGGAGUAGGGUUUGCACGAAUGGAGUCUACAGAAAAAUGUGAAGUGGUUAUUCAACAUUUCAAUGGAAAAUAUUUGAAAACACCCCCAGGUGUACAAGCUCCACCAGAGCCUUUACUGUGUAAAUUUGCUGAUGGAGGACAAAAGAAGAGGCAAAAUCAGAGUAAAUAUACACAAAAUGGGAGGCCAUGGCCCAGAGACGGAGAGACUGGAAUGGCAUUGACAUAUGACCCGACAGCAGCUAUGCAGAAUGGAUUUUAUUCUCCUCCCUACAAUAUUGCAACAAACAGAAUGAUUCCACAAACAUCCAUCACACCUUUUAUUGCUGCUUCCCCCGUAUCUACCUAUCAGGUACAAAGUACAUCCUGGAUGCCUCACCCGCCAUAUGUUAUGCAACCAACGGGUGCUGUGAUAACACCAACAAUGGACCAUACCAUGUCAAUGCAGCCAGCAAGUAUGAUGGGCCCUCUAACACAACAAAUGAAUCAUCUCUCCUUGGGGACAACCGGAACAUAUAUGACCACUGCUGCACCUAUGCAAGGGACCUAUAUUCCCCAGUAUACUCCUGUGCCUCCAACAGCUGUUACAGUUGAAGGUGUUGUAGCUGAUACGUCUCCUCAAACAGUGCCAUCUUCAUCACAGGAAGCAAGUGGACAGCAGCAACAACUAAGUGGAGAGACGAAUAAUGAACAUACAUCGGCAUACUCCUACCAACAAUCCAAGUAAACAACUGAUACAAACAGGACUGAAGAAUGUUGGUCUGAAAACCUUGCCUUGAAUGGAGACACUUCAGAAGAAGUUGACUUCCUCUUUGCACAGGCAUCAAACAGAAGCUUUUUUUUUCCUUUUUAUUUUUUCUAAAUUGCUCAACAGUGUUUUUUAUGUGCUGUGCAAAAGCAAACAAAAACAAAACAAUGAAAAGAAAAUUGUUCAGUUAUGUAGUUUGACAAUUUUAUUUUUGCUACUCUUUCUUAAUGAACACACACCAAGAAAACGCAAUGCUGGGUUAUUAUUUCAUCUGGAAAUUGAUAAACAUUGUAAUCUGGAGAUGUACAGCAGAUAGUACAGAGAUUUGGGAACAGUGAAACCGACGUCAAGGGGCAGUACUUCAGAUGGAACCAUAACUGUCUUCCUUUAUUAUUAAGCUAAAACAUUCUCUUUCUUGUAUAUUGUUUCUGAUUUUUUUCACUUUUAUUUCUUUUCCAUAGGAAUGAUUAUCAUGAAUUCUAAUUGCCUUAAUUUUAAGGACGUCAAAAGAUCCCAGAGAAUUUAUCAGCAAUCAUAUGGGACAUAAGGCAUGAGAUUCAGCAUUUUAAUUGUACCCCACAACUGUUGCUGACAUUUCAAAUGGGUUUAUAGGGUUGACGUAUAUGUACAGAUAGAGAUGAGGAAAAUUUCUUCUUUUGAAGAAACAUUUUGCUGGAAAAAAAUGUGGCAUCUGCAAUUGGAAACAAAUUGGACUUCUAUGAACAUUAUUGUAAAUGUUAAUACAAAAAAUAUAGUUAGCUGUAGCUUUUUACAGUGGGGUUAAUGGACUAAAAAAAAAAAAGAAAAGAAAAAAAACACAAUAACUGCAUCUAGGGGUCAUGCAGUUUUUUGUUGAAUGCUGUUUUUUUUAUUUCAUUUUCAAGUUUAUUUACAAAGUGUGACUGCUAGCAAAAGGCAUUAGUGCUUUCUAUCUGCAAUCUUUUUUAUAAGCUUUACGAGAUUUUUAGUCAGCUUUGCUUGUCAUAUUGCAAAAAAAAAAACGAAAACCUUAGUAGUUGUAAAAUUAGGAGUUUAUGGGUAAAAAAAAUUGCGAAAAAAAGCAAUAGCUAGAAGAAAUUGUUGACAAUUUCUGUUGUAUUUCCGAGUUGUGAUCAAAUGCAGCCUUUGGAUGGCCAAUUUUAUACCAAAGAUGAAGUGACACCCUAAAGCAGAUCUGAAGACAGUGUUUUGGUUUUACUUUAUUUUUUUAUUUGAUCUACAUGGCCGGACCAACUCUUUCUUUUUUCAAUGUUUAAACAAUCUUCCACUAGUAUUGUGUUUUAUGUAUGUAGUAUUAUUGUCUGAAUAAUGGCAAGUUGGUACAGCUGAACCCUGUUGGUUGCUUGUUGAUGUUAUGACAGCUAUCAUUUACCUUUGGCAUCUAAGAUCUUGUUUCUAAUAAUAUGACAUUCUUUUUAAAUCUUCCUUAUUUUUCUAGACCUCUUAGUAGCUUGUUAAUUGGCAACCUAUUUUGUUUACAUUUAAAGUAUUGUCUGUCAUUUUUAGAUGAACCAUUGACAAUCAGUUUCUUGGUAUAACAGACAAUAUGCUUUGGUGCAUUAAAACUCAUAUUUUUCUCAUUGCAUCAGUAACUGCUAAAAGGGCUGAAGACACGUAAUGGAAACUACCACCAACUUUGUGUUUUUUUUCUUUGUAAAGACAUGACCCAUUUUAAAUAUGCUUAGGUCUGGUCAGGUUUUUGGCCAUUGGAGAUAUUAUAAGCUAAUUUACUUGUUUCACAAUAAAUUAAUUAAUUAAUAAAUGCACCAAUUUUGUUAGUAUUGAAUGAAUUGGAACUAAAAAGAUGGACACAUUUUGGUGGCAGUUUCUUUUUCCCUCAGAAAAUAAAGCCCUUUUUACAAUGUUGUUUAUAUUAAAAAGUAUAAAGUAGGCUUUCUACACACUAGCAUGUUUUUUUUUUUUUUUAUAACAGUAUAAUGACAGCUACAGAUGUGUCCUUUCUUAACUAAUGUCUAUGGCCCGGUUUGCACUACGGAAUUUCCAAGUGAAAUUGCGUUUUGAAAUUCCACUGAGAAAUUCUGCCGCACAGGGUGCCCAACAAAGUUUUUGAGGUGGACUUUCUGCCCUAAAAAUCUGCUGACGGCGAUGGCUGCGCAGUCCUAUGACUAUUUUACCCAGAGCUAGUGCACUCUGAAUCUCCGGAAAUUCCAAAGUGUCAACCCAGUCUAAGAUUUACAGUGUGAGGUUACCAAGUUUUUAUGAAGUUUCAUUUCUUUCUGAGAUGUAAAUGAUGUGUAUACGUGGGCACCAAGUGAUUGUUAUGUCUAUCAAGCUAUAUGUUGAAACAAAAUCCAAUUAUUUAAAGAGGCACUCCACUGCUGGACAUGUUAUCCCAUAUCCAAAGGUUAGGGGAUAACAUAUCUGAUCGCGAGAGUCCGGCCCCUGGGGAGUGAAUUCCGUGCAGUGCCGGAUGACUGGCGAUCACAGCUGCCACACCCCCUCCAUUCAUGUCUAUUGGAGGAGGCGUGACGGCUGUGUACUAGCCAUCAUGCCCCCUCCCAUAUAUAUAAAUGGAGGGAGUGUGGCGUGACAUCACGAUCACAUAAGCCCCAGGUUUCCGUGACCUUAACACCAUAACCCCAUCACGGGGGUCACGGGGGUCCCCAGCGGCUGGACCCCACAAUCAGACAUGUUAUCCCCUAUCCUUUGGAUAGGAGAUAACAUGUAUAGGGGGGGGGAGUACCCCUUUAAAUUACAGUGAAUUCAGACAUUUCCUUUCAACUAACUUUAAAUUCAAAAGAAGUUACACAAAUUGUGUAACUUUCCUGUUUUGACUGUUUUCAGCUUUCCAACUACCUCCAGCUGCAGCAAGGGGACUGGAAGGCAGAAAUUAGGAGAUGGGUAUACCCCUUUUACAUAAAGCUCUUAUCAGAUUUCUGCCAGAAUUUAGUUUUUUUGAUGGAAAAAAAAUGAUACUAUUCUUGUUAGUGUCAGAAGCCCUGAUGAAAUGCAAAUAAAACCAAUGUGAAUGUAGCCUAUAAUAUAUUUUCUACCUGACUGCUUAGAUGAUCAAAUAGAAUAGAUCUGACUAGCCCAAUAAUCCAUAUUAUGGAAAUCAGCAACACAGUGUCCUAUUGAUAUUGAUGAUGUAAUUAUCCAUUUUGUAAGCCAUUCACAAAAAGACUUUCAAUUCAAAAUGAAUUUACACAAUUUCAUUGUCAUUAACAACGGCACCUUAAGAAACACUAACUGCUAAAAGUUAAACAAGAAGUAUAUAAGUAAAGGUAUGGGCUAAAGGUUAGUAAAAUCCCCUUAAUUCAUCAAAUUAUAAAGGGGUAGAUUCAUCAAGACCUGUGCUGAGGAGAAGUCAACCAGUUGCCCACAGCAACCAAUCAGAUUGCUUCUUUUAUUUUUCAGAGACCUUUAAAAAAUGAAGUGCUCUGAUUGGUUGCUAUGGAAAAUUGGUUUACUUCUCCUAUGCACAAGUUUUGAUGAAUCUCCCCAGAAAUGUAUAAUUGUCUGUUUUGUAGGUCCUUUCAAAGGUACUUUAUGAAAUGACUUUUCAUUCUUUCUAAUUACCAGGCACCUGCUGUGCAAGCUCAGACAAAUUUUAGGUAAUAUUCACAAAUGCAUAAAAUGAACAUGUCUUCAGCUUUCAAAUCCAUGAUGCAAAGUUAUAAUACUGGGUAAGCAUUAGAUAAUCCCCUCACACUUUGCUAUCCACCCCCCAUUGCAGCAUAUUAACGCCCCCUGGAGACCAUUGGGGAGAUUUAUAAGUUGCCCACAAAGUAGCAACCAAUCAGAUCACUUAUUUUAUUUUAAAAGAGGCUUGUUAAAAAUGAAAGAAGCAAUCUGAUUGGUUGCUAUGGGAAACUGGUCAAAAUUAAUCUUCACAGGUUUUGUUCAUUUUCCCCCAUGUGACUUAUGAUACAAUAUCUCUUGCCCCAUGAAAUUCUGGAAAAGGUCAGGGGCAACAGUAAAAUAAAAAGACUUGCACUACAGCACUUAUGGUUGUGGGACCCGUAUCGGACAAAUUGGUCAACAGAGGUAAUAGAAGCAUAUUAACCAGUAUUAUAACUUAGUAUCAUAGGCUUAUAGGCUGAGGGGAAAAAAUUAACAUUUGUUUCCAAGUAAAAUUGGGAACAAAAUUGUUAUGUGAUAAUGCAAAUAUGUGACUGAACAUAUCUAUGCAGACGGCAUACACAGGUCCUGAAACUAUUAGUAUUCUGAACAUGGAGAAGAUGAAAAGUAAAACUGAACUGAAAUGCCAUACAUAGUCAAUGCUUGUCCCUAUCAAUUCAGAAAAACGUUGGCUUAUUUUUUCUAUGUCAUUGUUUCUUUAUUUGCUGAGGAAUUGUUGACUCCAUCAUAAGUGAUCCCCACUGUCACUGUAAUAGAUACCAUGUUCAUGUAUUUUAUUAUGCCCCCACCUGAAAAUAAAGGGUGCUUUGGCAGGCAGUGAUAUCAUUUUGUAACUCUACAAAUAAUGUGGCUAAAGAUACAUUUCCAAAAUCAUGAUAUCAGUCCUCUCAUAUAUGAGUUUGCAGUCCAUCAAAUAAUAGUGUAUCAUACAUGUAAAAUAGGUAAACUGGGGCUGCAAAGCGUUCAUGUGAUUGUGUUGAAGUAGAAAAAGUACAAAUUAACAUUUUGGUGGCGCUCCCCUUACCCCUUGGAUUUGUAAUACAAUUAUAUCAUGAUAUAUCCUGCCUAUGGUUCAGCAUCUUGUACCUGCAGCUUUUUUUUUCUUUUUUACGUAAAAUACAUUGUAUAUAGGCACAUUGCUUUUUUUUUUUUCAAAGCCUCAAUAGUUAUGAUGAUCACUUAGUGUGUGGCCAAUGGUUAAGAGGAAGAGACUUCAUGUCUGGUUCUAAACCUGCUGCUAUUUUUACUUGUGUGUAAACUAAACAUCUAUCCACUUUAAGCUGCUAUUGGAAGAUUCUCUAUUUAAGAAAAAUCAUGCCUGGGGCAUAUUUUUUUCUCUAAAACUGUGCUGUGUGUAAUGGUGACAUACUGUAAAUGUUUGCAUUGUUAAAGUUUAGAAAAUGUUCCAAUAUUUUUAUUUUUUUUUAUUUUUCAUUCACUAGAACUUUUAUUUAAAAAUAAAUAUAUUUUGUGUUCCAGGUCAUAUAAUUUUAGAAAUAUGUAAGGGCUAAAUAUACCAUUGGGCGGUGUAUAGAAUAUAAGGUUAAUACUGUAAGUGAUUAGAGGUGUUUGAAGAAAGCUACUUUUAUGUUCCAGUUACAUUUGCCAUUGCCUUUGAAGUGUCAUAUUUUGUAGUUUUAUAUGUAUCCAUGCUUUCUGAAAUAGAGCUUUCCAUGUCAAAUUACCCAAGUGUAAAUUUAGCAUUAAAUUGUUCUUUAUGUCAGCAUGAAUUAAAAAAAAAAAAAAAAAAAAAAAAAGUGAAAAGAGGUGAAUCAUUUACCUUGCAUCUAGUUUUGUGAUUACCAGAUGCAAGUCCCAUGGAGAAAAAAAUAAAACAUAAAUGCAGCUCAUUUUCAAACAUUUCAUUAAGGAAUCCAAAAUGAUGAAGUUCUCAGAAAUAAGAAAAAUCUACAUCCGAGGUUGUGUAACUUUCUAAACGUGUGUUACUGCAUUAACAUUUCUAAACUCAUUUUUGAAGCUUAUCCACCCAAUAAUGUUGAUGUCUAUCUUAACAAAAUUCAAUUUUUCAAAAAAAAAGAAAAAAAAUUCUGGAUAAUUAUUUGCUAAUAUUAUCUAUCAUAUCUCUGCUAUAGAACUCAUAUUGUUAAACAAUACAGUGUCGUCUGACUAUCACUAUUAAGACUUUAGGAGCUUAAAGGGGUAUUCCAGGAAAAAAAAAAUUAUAUCAACU
This is a messenger RNA of Hyla sarda, 7810 nucleotides long. RefSeq names its product RNA binding motif single stranded interacting protein 3 (gene RBMS3). Gene Ontology annotation, molecular function: poly(U) RNA binding; poly(A) binding; mRNA 3'-UTR binding. Bases 739 to 1995 code for a protein of 418 amino acids. Gene Ontology annotation, cellular component: nucleus; cytosol; ribonucleoprotein complex. The record is from RefSeq and is a predicted model, not a curated record. The transcript has 14 exons. NCBI's taxonomy places the organism in Eukaryota, Metazoa, Chordata, Amphibia, Anura, Hylidae.